AUGGCCUCCCAGUGAGCUAAGACUGUAGGCGGAAGGGUUUAGUUAUUACGGCAUAUAACAUCAUAGGUGAAAAAUCGAAUUUGUUUAGGCAACGUGAAAGAAAUCUGUCAAAAAAAUUGGAGUGCAUUUACAUGUUUUGUAAGUGGCUGUCACUGCAGGCGCGAUGAAAUUAAACGAAAGAUCAUUGUUGAGAUUAGCAACGGAUCACAGUAAAGGGGAUCAGGAGGGAUUUCUAUUAAAAAAAGGAGAGUUAAACAAGGGUUUUCAAAGACGAUAUUUUGUGUUACGUGGGAACCUAUUGUUUUAUUUCGAAAAAGAGCACGACAGAGAACCAGUUGGCGUAAUAAUCGUCGAGAAUUGUCGAAUUGAAUUGUGUACGAACGAGGUAUCGCCAUUUGCUUUUCAAAUUCUUUUCGAUGGUAUUGGAACGCGUACAUACGUACUCUCAGCGGAAAGCGAGGAGAGCAUGAACGAGUGGAUGACAAAGUUGAUACAUGCAAAGUAUAUUUACUUGAAAACAUUGGUGACAGACUUGGACUGUCAGCUGAAAGGGCUACAAGACAAAGAAUCAAGAAUGACGCCUGAUGCUUUGUCUGAUUCUGAAUCAGACACUGAGUUACCAAAGGACACAAAUUCAUUAUCUAAAGAACUGGACGAAGCAGAUGGGUUUUUAGCAAAUCCUCCUGUGUAUUCACGACCGAAGAUGUUUUACAAAACCCUUCCAUCAAGACGAAGGCCAAGACCGACUAGCAACAAUAGUUGGAAUCGAUGGAGUUUGUCGACAAGCCCACCUGGUGAAAUCAAUGAUUUUUCAAGUUUGUCAGAUCAAACUAAUUUUCUUUGGGAGCCUCAGCCAGGGAGGGAGUUUAGAAGUUCUUUUACUUCUCCAUCAUUUUCAGAACUUCGAAAUAAUGAAGAGAUACAAGACAACAGUAUCAUUGACUUCUCGGAAACUGAUGAAAACAAGUACUUUGAUAAGAAAGUUGAGAUAAAUACCCUCUCUGAUAAGUUAAAGGUAAGCUCAAUCCACAGACGAGUGAAAUCUGAACGCUAUAAAAGCAAACCAGGAAGCAUUUUAGGUACAAAAAAGGAUCAUCGUGGAUCAUUGAGCAAUUCCAGGAGAGGCUUUUCUGAUGACUUAAGUAAUGUUGAAGAAAAUGUGAAAUCAAAAUUUCAACACCUACACAGAGUUUGGGGUGCAACAAUUUGGACUAAAGUUAAAGAAUUUGAAAUACAAUCGGUCAGAACAAAAACAAACGAAGGCUUAUAAACAUUAAAUGUACAGCAAUAAUCUUUAUACAAAUGUACAUGUAAAUUUUAACUUGUCUAGUGGGUUUGCUUUAUUUACUUCCAUGCUCUAUAAUACUGCACGGUAUUUAACAAGAAUUCCGAGAGUUUAUAAUAUUCAUUAAUUAGAACAAUUUGAACUUUGA
Molecule: messenger RNA, 1433 nt
Organism: Xenia sp. Carnegie-2017
Lineage: Eukaryota; Metazoa; Cnidaria; Anthozoa; Malacalcyonacea; Xeniidae
Product: sesquipedalian-1-like
Exons: 1
Coding region: 164-1270 (368 amino acids)
Biological process (GO): receptor recycling; endosome organization; retrograde transport, endosome to Golgi
Cellular component (GO): early endosome; trans-Golgi network; recycling endosome
Source: RefSeq, a predicted model, not a curated record